GGGGGGGGCGGGGCACGUAGCACGCGAGUGACGCAUAAUAUGUGGGCCGUUCCGGAGCCGUGGUCGCGCUGUGUGUGAGUGAGGGAGAGUGAGUGCGGGACCUGAGGCGGUGUGUGUGAACUGUGGCCACUGGCGGGGUCAGGGGGGAGCGGCGGAGCCGCCCGGGAAGGCCAAGCCAUGACUACAGUAGUGGUACAUGUAGACUCCAAAGCUGAGCUCACUACCCUGCUGGAGCAGUGGGAAAAGGAGCAUGGCAGUGGGCAGGACAUGGUACCUAUCCUUACCAGGAUGUCUGAAUUGAUUGAAAAAGAAACUGAAGAGUAUCGUAAGGGGGAUCCAGACCCAUUUGAUGAUCGACAUCCUGGUCGAGCUGAUCCAGAGUGUAUGCUGGGCCACUUGCUGAGAAUACUCUUCAAGAAUGAUGAUUUCAUGAAUGCACUGGUGAAUGCAUAUGUGAUGACAAGCCGAGAGCCCCCUUUAAACACUGCGGCUUGUCGACUCCUACUGGACAUCAUGCCAGGGCUGGAAACUGCUGUUGUCUUUCAAGAAAAGGAAGGAAUUGUUGAGAAUCUUUUCAAAUGGGCCCGAGAGGCUGAUCAGCCAUUGAGGACAUAUUCUACUGGACUAUUAGGAGGUGCUAUGGAAAAUCAAGACAUUGCUGCCAACUACCGGGAUGAAAAUUCACAGCUGGUGGCAAUAGUGCUGCGGAGACUGAGGGAGCUACAGCUUCAGGAAGUGGCUCUGCGGCAAGAAAGCAAGCGUCCCAGCCCACGAAAGCUCUCCUCUGAACCUCUUUUGCCUCUGGAUGAAGAAGCUGUGGAUAUGGACUAUGGGGACAUGGCUGUAGAUGUAGUGGAUGGUGAACAAGAGGAAGCCUCUGGAGACAUGGAGAUCUCGUUUCAUCUUGAUUCAGGCCACAAGACGAGUAGCAGAGUGAACUCAGCAAACAAACCUGAGGAAGGAGGAUUGAGGAAAAACAAGUCAGCCAAACAGGGUGACAGAGAGAGCUUUAGGAAAGCCAAGCAAAAGUUGGGUUUCUCUUCAUCUGAUCCAGAUCGCAUGUUUGUUGAGCUGUCUAAUAGCAGCUGGUCAGAAAUGUCCCCCUGGGUGAUUGGCACCAAUUAUACCCUUUAUCCUAUGACUCCUGCUAUUGAGCAGCGACUAAUUCUCCAAUAUUUGACUCCCCUAGGAGAAUAUCAGGAGCUACUUCCCAUAUUCAUGCAACUUGGAUCACGGGAGUUGAUGAUGUUCUAUAUUGACCUGAAGCAAACUAAUGAUGUCCUGCUUACGUUUGAGGCGCUAAAGCACCUAGCAUCUCUUCUGCUUCAUAACAAGUUUGCCACAGAAUUUGUUGCACAUGGUGGAGUACAGAAAUUACUGGAAAUUCCUCGUCCUUCUAUGGCUGCAACUGGUGUAUCUAUGUGCUUGUAUUACCUGUCCUACAACCAGGAUGCCAUGGAAAGAGUUUGCAUGCAUCCCCACAAUGUUCUGUCUGAUGUGGUGAACUAUACCCUGUGGUUAAUGGAAUGUUCUCAUGCCUCAGGCUGCUGCCAUGCUACCAUGUUUUUCUCAAUCUGCUUCUCCUUCCGGGCCGUGUUGGAGCUCUUUGACCGCUAUGAUGGUCUUCGUCGUCUGGUAAACUUGAUCAGUACUUUGGAGAUUCUGAAUUUAGAAGAUCAGGGUGCGCUUCUGAGUGAUGAUGAAAUAUUUGCUAGCCGCCAAACUGGGAAGCAUACCUGCAUGGCCCUGCGCAAGUACUUUGAGGCUCACCUGGCCAUUAAAUUGGAACAAGUGAAGCAGUCACUUCAGAGGACUGAGGGUGGUAUUCUUGUCCAUCCUCAACCGCCAUACAAGGCAUGUUCAUAUACUCAUGAACAGAUUGUGGAAAUGAUGGAGUUUUUGAUAGAAUAUGGCCCAGCACAGCUAUACUGGGAACCAGCUGAAGUCUUCCUCAAACUUUCUUGUGUCCAACUCUUAUUGCAGCUUAUUUCUAUUGCCUGCAAUUGGAAGACCUACUAUGCAAGGAAUGACACUGUGCGCUUUGCUUUGGAUGUCCUGGCUAUUCUUACUGUUGUGCCAAAAAUCCAGCUCCAGUUGGCAGAAUCAGUGGAUGUGCUGGAUGAGGCUGGCUCCACUGUCUCCACUGUAGGUAUAAGCAUUAUUUUGGGAGUGGCUGAGGGUGAGUUCUUUGUCCAUGAUGCUGAAAUUCAGAAGUCAGCACUUCAAAUUAUCAUCAAUUGUGUGUGUGGCCCGGAUAACCGAAUUUCCAGUAUUGGCAAAUUUAUUUCUGGAACUCCUCGGAGAAAGCUGCCUCAGACUCCCAAAAGCAGUGAGCACACCCUGGCCAAGAUGUGGAAUGUGGUCCAGUCCAACAAUGGCAUCAAGGUGCUCCUAUCCUUACUGUCCAUCAAGAUGCCUAUUACAGAUGCAGACCAGAUCCGGGCCCUGGCCUGCAAGGCCCUGGUGGGCCUGUCUCGCAGUAGCACUGUCCGGCAGAUCAUCAGCAAACUGCCCCUUUUCAGCAGCUGCCAGAUCCAACAGCUGAUGAAGGAACCUGUGCUGCAGGACAAGCGCAGUGACCAUGUCAAGUUCUGCAAGUAUGCUGCUGAGCUCAUUGAACGGGUAUCAGGAAAGCCACUUCUCAUUGGCACUGAUGUGUCCCUGGCACGACUACAGAAAGCAGAUGUUGUUGCCCAGUCAAGGAUCUCCUUCCCUGAGAAAGAGCUGCUGCUUUUGAUACGAAACCAUCUCAUUUCUAAAGGGCUUGGGGAGACAGCAACCGUGCUGACGAAAGAGGCUGACCUGCCCAUGACUGCUGCCUCCCAUUCUUCUGCCUUCACCCCAGUCACUGCUGCUGCUUCUCCUGUCUCUCUUCCCCGAACCCCUCGCAUCGCCAAUGGCAUUGCAACUCGACUGGGCAGCCAUCCUGCUGUGGGUGCCUCUGCCCCUUCUGCCCCCACUGCCCAUCCUCAGCCACGGCCCUCCCAGGGUUCACUAGCUCUGCCUGGCCCGUCUUAUGCAGGCAACUCCCCUUUGAUUGGUAGGAUCAGUUUUAUCAGAGAGAGGCCAUCACCUUGCAAUGGCAGGAAAAUCAGAGUGUUGCGGCAGAAGUCGGACCAUGGCGCCUAUAGCCAAAGCCCAGCCAUAAAAAAGCAGUUGGAUAGACAUCUUCCUUCCCCACCUACGCUGGACAGUAUCAUCACAGAAUAUCUUAGAGAGCAGCAUGCACGCUGCAAGAACCCAGUUGCCACCUGCCCACCUUUCUCUCUCUUUACUCCUCACCAAUGUCCUGAGCCAAAACAGAGGCGGCAAGCGCCAGUAAACUUUACCUCAAGGCUAAACCGCAGGGCAUCAUUUCCAAAGUAUGGAGGGGUGGAUGGCGGAUGCUUUGAUAGGCACCUUAUCUUUAGCAGGUUUCGUCCUAUUUCAGUGUUCCGGGAAGCCAAUGAGGAUGAGAGUGGCUUCACUUGUUGUGCAUUUUCAGCACGGGAGCGAUUCCUGAUGCUUGGCACCUGCACUGGGCAGUUGAAGCUCUAUAAUGUGUUUAGUGGACAGGAGGAGGCUAGCUAUAACUGUCACAACUCGGCCAUCACACACCUUGAACCUUCCAGGGAUGGAUCCUUGCUACUGACAUCUGCUACUUGGAGCCAGCCUCUGUCUGCACUUUGGGGAAUGAAAUCAGUAUUUGAUAUGAAGCAUUCCUUCACAGAAGAUCACUAUGUUGAGUUCAGUAAGCACUCUCAGGAUCGGGUCAUAGGCACAAAAGGAGACAUUGCCCACAUUUAUGAUAUUCAGACUGGCAACAAGCUGUUGACUCUGUUUAACCCAGAUCUUGCCAACAACUACAAGAGGAACUGUGCCACCUUUAAUCCUACAGAUGAUCUUGUCUUAAAUGAUGGCGUCCUCUGGGAUGUCCGCUCUGCACAGGCCAUCCACAAGUUUGACAAGUUCAACAUGAACAUCAGUGGCGUUUUCCAUCCGAAUGGGCUGGAGGUCAUCAUUAAUACUGAGAUUUGGGACCUUCGCACUUUCCAUCUUUUACACACAGUUCCUGCUCUGGAUCAGUGUCGCGUGGUGUUCAACCACACAGGGACAGUGAUGUAUGGAGCUAUGUUGCAGGCAGACGAUGAAGAUGAUUUAAUGGAAGAGAGGAUGAAAAGCCCUUUUGGAUCAUCUUUCCGAACAUUUAAUGCAACUGACUACAAACCUAUAGCGACCAUUGAUGUGAAACGGAACAUCUUUGACUUGUGUACAGACACCAAAGACUGCUAUCUUGCUGUCAUUGAGAACCAAGGCAGCAUGGAUGCUCUGAACAUGGACACAGUGUGCAGGCUAUAUGAAGUGGGCAGGCAGCGUCUGGCAGAGGAUGAGGAUGAAGAGGAGGACCAGGAAGAGGAAGAACAGGAGGAAGAAGAUGAUGAUGAAGAUGAUGACGACACUGAUGAUCUAGAUGAGCUUGACACUGACCAGUUGCUGGAGGCGGAGUUGGAGGAUGACAACAACGAGAACGCAGGGGAGGAUGGGGACAAUGACUUUUCUCCCUCUGACGAGGAGCUAGCAAACCUUCUAGAGGAGGGAGAGGACGGGGAGGACGAAGACUCUGAUGCAGACGAGGAAGUGGAACUGAUCCUGGGGGACAGUAAGUCUAGGGCCAACCAUGAGGCUGAGCCUUGGCACCCACGGAAAGGUCCCUUCCCUGUGCCAGCCCAGCAGGGAAGCCACACCAGGUUACUGUGCCCCAUAGCUGUAGAUUCACCACUCUGGCCCCUUGAGGAAAAGCAGUUUCACAUCUCUGAUCAUCUGUUCUGCCGUCAGACUAUGUAACCAAAUGGCUGUUACCUCUUAUCUCUAAAACAGAGGUUGGCAGACUUUUUCUAUAAAGGCUGGUCAGUAAAUACUUUAUGGUUUGUGGGCCAUAUGGUCUCUGUUGCAGCUACUCAACUCUGCUGUUGUAGUGCAGAAGCAGCCAGAGACAAGACGUAAAUUAAUGAUUGUGGCUAUGUCCUAAUAAAACUUUAUUUACAAAAAUAGGUGAUGGGUGUGGUUUGGCCCAUGGGCCGUGGUUUGUGGACCCCUACUUUAGAGGAUUAGCCUUUGAGUGGAAGGCUAAAGUGUAGUUCUUUCCGAAGGUCAGAGCUGGAAUUGUCAGAGGCAGCUGCUUAUGGGGUGCUAUGCCUGCUCCCUUCUAAAGUUAUGAAGAAAUAAAAGCCCUUUUGUGGUGGAGCCCUUUCCUGUCUGCUUUUGCCUAAUCCCUCUUAAAGGCCAGGGGGGACAAAUGUUUCUCUUGGCUUCUGUUUUGUUCCUUUCUUUUCCCUUUCUUAUUCUAAGUUAUGAAGAACAAGCUCCGAUUUUUCUAGUAAUUUCCCAUUCGGACAGGUUUCUGAAAUCAAGUCGUCUCCUGACUAUGCUGAGGAAUCCUGAAUAAAUCAGCUAGUAGUUCUAAGAGUUUUCUAGUUCUGCAGCUAUGCUCUGCAUGUUUCAAGAGGACAUAUUUGGCAUCACUGUGAUGUGUGUCACUGUUAACAGACUCAAGCUUGCUGUGGUCCUGGUUCUUCUACUGCUGCCCUGCUUAGUUAGGGAGUAAUCCCUCUGAUAGCCAACCAUUUUUCAUGUAGCUAACCCAGCCAGCAUUCUCACAACCACGGUAGGUAUUAUGCCUAAUUAUGGAAGCCACUAAUCACAUGUGGUCAUUAAAAUUUUAAUUAAAUUAAAAAUUCAGUUCCUCAUUUUCAUGUCCACAUUUCAAGUGCUUAGUAGCCAAAUGUGGCUACCAUAUUGAAUAGCACAGAUAUAGAACAUUUACAUCAUUACAGAAAAUUCUAUUGUGCUGGCCUAGGCCCAACAAAUGCCAAGCCUUUUCGUAGAUUACUAGUUUUUAUAAUCAUUGGUGUUUGGUGGUAGAAGAGAGAGACAGACAGUGUGUGUAUGUAUGGUAGGAGGUGAGUGGCAGUAUAUAUUUAAGCAUAUAUAAAAAAGAUUCUCCUAUUCCAAAUCUGAAUCCAUUUUCUUUGGGGUAAAUCUUAUAUGUGCUUCUAGCCCUCAAGACUGAAGGCAGUUGGCUUAGGUGAGACUGUCUUUUUUAUGUAAGUCCUCUUGCUGAAGUAGUAUUUUGAGGAAGCUCUGUGGGGGCUGAGAGGGAGUGCCUUAAAUCUGCCCAUCUGCUGUUUACCAGCUUCCAUUUUUCCGUACUUGGAGGUUGAGGUGAUUCAGUGGAGGAGGACUUGCCUUAUCCCUAGCCAUGGUCAGAGAGCCAAGUAAGAGGGACUAAGGGGCAAGGGACACAUGACAGUAUUGAUGGGAAUAAAAGGGCAAGUUCUACUGAACCUUUUUAUCAUCUAUGAAUAGUGACACUUGGGACGCAAGUUCUGUUUUCCUUCAAUUACAAUAAGGUAGGAGCUCCUUACAAGGGGAGCAGCUGGUGGCAGUGCCCCUGACAUAAGAGAGUAUCGCUAAUUUUUCCUUUCUUAAUUGAAUAUAAAGCCACUAAAUUUGUAUUUGGCCUGUAAAAUUAUUAGUCUUUAACUGUUUAGUUUAGGAAGUUCCUUCUUUCAAGCCCAAGAAGUAAUCUGGAAAACCUUAAUUCUGUCAGCAGUGAGAAUGAAUUUAACUUAGUGGGAAUAUUUAUGAUGUGAAAAUGCUGUAAUAAAUGACAACUUGAAGACAUUUCAGCUUGGGCUCUAGAAUUGAGGUGGUGAUGUAGAGGAGCCAUCUGUGGUGUGUACUCCACGCUCUUCUUUUUUUUAGAGGCCCCCAGCAGCUCGCAACAGAGCAGACGGAGCAUUCUCUGUAUGGUUUGCCAAUAUUUUGCCUCACACUAAUCCUCUAGAGCAGUAGCUCUUAGCCUUUUGGGUUUAUAGAGCCCUUUUAGGAUAUGAUGAAAAUCAUCUGGACUAUAGAAAAUCAUAUCCACGUGCCCCCACAUAACCUUGCAUAGGCCCCGGAUCCCCAAGAGACCCAGUGAUUGAUUCCAGAUGCAGAACCCCAGCCCCAGGAAGAGAAACACCUUGAUUCUGAGGUCUUUGUGUCUCUUUGUUCUGCCCUCCAAAAGGCCCAUAUGUUGUAGAGCAACAGAUUCAACAUUGCAGGGAUUAAUUAUUUAUAUCUGGACUGCCUUUGCCUCAAAGGGCCUUCCAGAAAGAAAGGUCCUGACCAGGAUCUGGGAUUGGGUCUCUUCAACACUUGGAGGAUAAGAAAAGCCUAAAGAAGGUAGAGAGGGAAAUCCUGCCACCUGACCACCAGGAGGGGAGUCAGUGCCCAAACACUGAAGGUUCUCUCUCAAACUCUGCUCCUGACAGUUAUUUGCUUAAAGAAGAUAGUGCUGUGAUCCUUGUCUAGCUGCAUUUACAGUCCUUAGAUGUGAGGCAGAAUUGUUCAUACUGUUAGCCAUAUAGAUGAUGAUCAGACAGAUCUCAGGCAGGUGGGUCUAGCAUUGUUGGCUCAUAGAUUGUAUGAGCACUGGGGGAUUCUCCGGAGUUCUACCGUGGGCCCAGCACACAGUGAAGUGCUUGGCUCUGGGGAGCAGGCCCUACGCGUCCCUGCUGGCACUUCCUCCUGGAGCUCUUGCUGCGAGGAAGUUGAUGAGACUUUGGUUCAGCUGUGUCAGGUACUAGUUCUUUGAUCUCUCCAUCCUGUUUUCCCCACUCCUCACCAGUACAGUCAGGCCAUGCUUGCACCCUUUUAGACCCAGGAACACUGGUUUUUCCAGCCAUUUCUUUUGUGUACUUUCAGGAUUUUUUUGUAUUACGGCCACAUUUUUCUUGGUUUUACUUGAUCCACUUCAGUUGUCUUCCUAAAGGAGACUGUAGUUAAUGAAGGAAGGUUUGGGAACAUGUAUUGUUCUACCUCAGCUUUCCCGAGAGUUGAUUCUCUCAGGUAUCUGGGAAAGGCUGAUGAGAGAUUCUUUGCAACCAGUACCUGUCCCUCUCCACAUGGGAACCUCAGGGCCUAUGGGCAUUUGCAGGGCUCCAGCUCAGGAUCAGUCUGCUCACUUCCCUGAGGACCUUGUUAAAAUCAUUUCUCAGCUUUCUGAGCUGUGAGUAAUCAAAAUGGGCAGUAAGACCUUUCCCUUACCUUCACUCAGCAAAAACUAGAGUCCUUAUCAGCCAGGUACUAUGUUUCUCUCCAAUUUUGAUCAACCAGACAUGGUGUGUAUCUGCCUCAUUUUGAGGGUUCUUUUUGCUACUGACAGUUUCACCCCU
Molecule: messenger RNA, 8198 nt
Organism: Diceros bicornis minor
Lineage: Eukaryota; Metazoa; Chordata; Mammalia; Perissodactyla; Rhinocerotidae
Gene: DCAF1
Product: DDB1 and CUL4 associated factor 1
Exons: 23
Coding region: 178-4824 (1548 amino acids)
Biological process (GO): protein ubiquitination
Cellular component (GO): Cul4-RING E3 ubiquitin ligase complex; nucleus
Molecular function (GO): nuclear estrogen receptor binding; histone H2AT120 kinase activity
Source: RefSeq, a predicted model, not a curated record